AUGGCAGACAAACCAGCAAUAUACAAACAUGCCGACAAAGACGGCCACUUCCGGCGCAGCGACUCCGCAUUCCGCUCCUCUAUUUCCCGAUCUCCAGAUGCCGAAUUCCCCGCUGAACCAAACCGCUACGUCCUAUACCUCAACUACGUUUGUCCCUGGGCGCAUCGCGCUAACAUUGUGCGCUCCCUCAAAGGUCUCGAGGAUAUCAUCCAGCAAGUCGUCGUCGGCAACGACCUUGGCCCUGACGGAUGGUACUUUACCGGUGUAGACGGCGCCGCCGAAAAAGAUCCCCUUCACGGCUUCAAAUACCUCUCCGAAUUAUAUUUCAAAGCAAACCCAAACUAUUCCGGACGAUACACCGUUCCCUUUAUAUGGGAUAAAAAGAAAGAAACUAUUGUCAACAACGAGAGUAGCGAAAUCAUCCGCAUGCUCUACACCGAAUUCGACGACCUUCUCCCCGCCGACUUGCGAGAAGAGAACAAACCAGGCGGAGGCCUCUACCCAGCCCAUCUGCGCACCGAAAUAAAUGAAAUGAACGAAUUGGCCUAUCACAAGAUUAACAACGGAGUCUACAAAACCGGCUUUGCGACCACGCAGGAAGCGUAUGAUGCGAAUGUGUACCCUCUCUUCGAAGCACUGGACCGAGUCGAGCAGCAUCUCGCCGACCCCAAACAUCAACCAUACUUAUUCGGCGAGUACAUCACUGAAGCAGAUAUACGCUUAUACACGACGAUAAUCCGUUUUGAUCCGGCGUAUCAUCACGUCUUCAAGUGUAAUAUCAAAAUGAUUCGACAUGAUUAUCCGCGUAUUCAUCGGUGGUUGAGGUUAUUGUAUUGGGAUGAAUCAGAGCGAACGAGAGGAGGAGUGUUUAAGAAGACGAGUUAUUUACAUUUGUAUAAGAUUAAUUAUUUGCAGGCAUUGGGGAGGAAGGAGGGUGUUGAUGGGGAGGGGUUGAUUGUGCCAGCUGGACCUAUUCCGGAGAUUCUUCCUCUGGAUGAGUAA
Talaromyces marneffei is the source of this 1002-nucleotide messenger RNA. RefSeq lists its product as uncharacterized. The record is from RefSeq and is a predicted model, not a curated record. The transcript is spliced from 2 exons. NCBI's taxonomy places the organism in Eukaryota, Fungi, Ascomycota, Eurotiomycetes, Eurotiales, Trichocomaceae. Gene Ontology annotation, cellular component: cytoplasm. The coding region runs from base 1 to 1002 and encodes 333 amino acids. Gene Ontology annotation, molecular function: glutathione transferase activity.